GCGGUGCCCCGUUCUCCCCCCCUCCCGGCUGGGCCGCGGUCGGUGCCUGGCAGCAGAGGGUCGGCGCCGCCAUCGCCAUGGGCACCCGGGACGACGAGUACGACUACCUCUUCAAAGUUGUUUUGAUUGGAGACUCUGGAGUUGGGAAGAGUAAUCUCCUGUCCCGUUUCACACGCAAUGAGUUCAACCUGGAGAGUAAGAGCACCAUUGGGGUGGAAUUUGCCACCAGGAGCAUCCAGGUGGAUGGGAAGACGAUAAAAGCCCAGAUCUGGGAUACUGCAGGACAAGAACGAUACCGUGCCAUUACCUCAGCAUAUUAUCGUGGUGCUGUUGGGGCUCUUCUUGUCUAUGACAUUGCCAAACAUCUCACCUAUGAGAAUGUGGAGCGCUGGCUAAAGGAGCUUAGAGAUCAUGCAGACAACAACAUUGUCAUCAUGCUGGUGGGGAACAAGAGUGACCUCCGCCACCUGAGAGCUGUGCCCACGGAUGAGGCCCGGGCUUUUGCAGAGAAAAAUAACUUAUCUUUUAUUGAAACUUCUGCUCUGGAUUCAACAAACGUAGAAGAAGCCUUCAAGAACAUCCUUACAGAGAUCUACCGCAUUGUUUCGCAGAAGCAGAUUGCGGACCGCUCUGCGCAUGACGAGUCUCCUGGCAACAACGUUGUGGACAUCAGUGUCCCACCAACCACCGACGGACAGAAAUCCAACAAACUCCAGUGCUGUCAGAAUCUGUGACCUCCUGUAGAUGACUCCUGUGCCCGCCAAAUUCGUCUGUGCUUCAUUUAGAAACUUGUGUGCACUUCUUAUCUCCUGUGAUUCAGUGACUCCCUCUUCCCUCCUUUAUCCCAUUCCCAAGUCCCAUCCCCCUCCCUUUCAUCUUAGAGCUUUAAUCGUAGGGCUAACAUCCCCCUGCCUCUGAACUCCCUUUCCAUGUGGUGACUUUUGGGCUUGAAAUGUAGGCACUGAUCUGAUAGACAUGUUUGUGUUGGAACAUCUGCUGCUGGAUAUCAUCCCAUGAAACACUCUCCUCAAAGGUUUUUGAGGGUUUUUCAGGAGAGAAACCAUGGGGACUUGACUAUAACAGUUGAAGAAAUAACUACAUGUAGGUGACAAGGUUUUUCCCUCCCAGUGUUGUGUUUCUGUAAACAUGGGGGAGAAAUUAAAAUAGCUGUCCUACCUACCAAAUGCUCUGUUUCUGUCCUGUUCAAGUCUCACAGCGAGGUUUUUAGUCUCUGCACACACAUAAGAACUCUGAAAAUAACAUUACUUUAUAUGUAAUUACCCCUAAUACAGUUUGUCUGGCUGUGGAGCUUACAGUUUCCUGCUUGGGGAAUCUUCCUCUCUUCUUGUUUUAUUUGGGAACAAUGAAGUAUGUCUGCAUUGCUUUCUCUGCCACCCUGAAUGCCUGUGCUGUGUGUGCAGGCUCUCUGAUGUGGCUCAAUAUUUAUUCACAGCUUCUGUUAAUCAGUUCACGUUAUUGUACAGUAAGUGCCAGCAUCUUGAUUUCAGAAACCUUUUGCAACCUGUACAAGUAGCUUAUUUUGUACUGUAGGUCAGUGUUGGAAAGCAGGAGCUUCUGUAGUUCCAGGGUUGGUUUUGUUUCUUUUGCAUGCUGCUUUUUUCUCUAGAUCUCUCCUACCCUGUUUGAGUGAGUGAAGCAAUAUGUUCAUGUCACCUAUAGACCUGCACUUGUAAGGGGUUUGGUUGUUGUAGAGGAACAUGAUAAUACAUUUUGUAAGCCUUCUGCAGAACCAUCUUGAACUUUCUCUUCGUGACCUUUCACUAUUGACCUUGCGCAUAAUCUUCUUGACCUCUACUAAAAUAUGUAAUAUUAAGACUUCACAUAAUAACUACUAAGCUGUUGUUUUCCUCUCACUCAGUUUUACUGACUGUAACUCUCAAAUGAUUGUACUUCACCUGAUGGAAGGGAUUUGUCAUCAGCAGGGCUACCUACUACAGUACUUUGUUUUGCUGAAUGGGAAGAAUGUUAACACAGCGUGGUGUAGUCAGUCUCUUGCUAGCUUGUGAACAUCUUCUGUGAUGGCUUUUCAUCCUUCACUAGCUCUUACACACUUGGCGUCCCCUCUGGUACAUGCUGAAUGUUAUAUGAUGAGACAAAUAUUGGGUGAAACUAUCUAAAGGAAGAGGUGGAGACCAUCUGCUGUUCUCUGAAGCAAUUUGCAGUGAAUUUUUGCUUUGUAUUCUGAGACUGUACCUCACUUGAUGCAUAUUAGUGAGUUAAUUUUUUUUUUCUGAUACAAAGCAAAUAGGAAAGUGAAUUGUUCUUAAAGGGGAAAUCUGACAUUCCAGUCUCAACUGUUCUGUCUGGUUGUGUAAUAAAACUAAGGGCGGUUAA
Molecule: messenger RNA, 2355 nt
Organism: Pezoporus occidentalis (night parrot)
Lineage: Eukaryota; Metazoa; Chordata; Aves; Psittaciformes; Psittacidae
Gene: RAB11B
Product: RAB11B, member RAS oncogene family
Exons: 5
Coding region: 78-734 (218 amino acids)
Biological process (GO): constitutive secretory pathway; regulated exocytosis
Cellular component (GO): recycling endosome; Golgi apparatus
Molecular function (GO): GTPase activity; GTP binding
Source: RefSeq, a predicted model, not a curated record